AUGAACGCAGACCUGAAAAGGGUUCGCGAUAAUGCUAUUGAUGACACUCCAUCCCCUUCAGCUAAACGACGUGUGUUGAGUGGUCAUGCGAGUCCCCAGGUCAAUGAUAGUGAUGGGGAUGGGAUUGAAGAUUGGAUGAAAGUAGUGGAAGUACGACGUAAAGAAGCCAUCUACCGACAGAUGCUCGAAUACCGUCGAGCAUCCGAGCGAGAGGCGAAAAGAGCAAAUGAAGUCGAAGCUCAACGGCGCGUGCUUGAAGCUAGUUUUCAUGCUGUCGAGCUGUGCUGGAAUCAGGUUGUCGCCGCUAUACGGGAACUUGGGGGACAGCAAGAGGUGGAUCUCAAUGAAAAAGAGGUCUUAGAGCCUUAUCUGGAACCUCAGACUACUCGACCUGAACUUGAAAAAGCAAUACAAUCUCGAUUACCUACCACUCAUCAACUGGUUUCACGAUUCGUUGAUCUGGCUAACAAGAAUCAACACCGAUCGUCCACUACCGAAGAAUUACAGAAAAGAUGUCUCAAGCUCGAAGCUGAAUCAAGUGCAUUACGAUCUAAUUCAAAGUUGCUUCAAACGCAGAUAUCCUCAUUGAGCGAAUCAAAGGAUGUUAUCCAGAAAGAUUUGAUCAAAGUGCAAAAAGCUUUAGACAGACAACGGAUGGAACAUGAUAAAGCCAUACAAGAAUGGAAAGAGGAAUCAUCUCGUCAAAGAGUUGGUACGCCCGGUAUUGCUGGACCCAGCAAAUCGAAUGGAGGAUCAGGUCACGCGACACCAAAUGGCAAGAUGGAAGAAGAUGUGAAGCCAUUUGGUAAUGGUCCUUCAGCGGGUAUAGCUGCUGGACCUUCAGCCAGUGGCGCUUUGCAAGAUACUGCCGAAUUGGAACAGCUGGCGGAAUCGAGAUUGCAACAAUUGCAAACACUUAGAAGUGAACAAGCUCAAUUGCAGCAAGAAGUUGACCGAUUAAAGAUUCUGGCACAUCACCCUUCCGAAGCAGCUUUACGAGAAUCACCCUUUUUCCAAGUGUAUCUCCAGCAGUUAUCUACUCAUAUCAAUCGAGCUAAUUCGCUGCAAAGCCGGUUCGAGACCAGUGAGAAGAAACUCGAUAACUUGAGAGAUUCCAACCAACAGUUCCAUGAUCAAGUUAUAUCAGAGGCGAAAGCCGAGAACGAUGCGUUAAGAUUACAAAUCUCGAAGAAGGAUUCUGACUUGGCUAGAUUGAGAGGUCAGAGGGAUGAGAUGAAUUCGGAAUUGAUGGAAAGGAAAUCGCGCGAAACUGAAAAACUCAAAUAUGCCGAACAGUUUGAAAACCUCUCGAAAACCAGACAAGAACGAAUCAAUUUCCUCAAUAGUGAAGUGAGACGAUUGAAAGGUCAUCUAGCUUCUCGCCAAAAUGUGGAUUCGGAACAUUAUCUUGAAUUCUUAAGGGUUGAAGGUAGUUCCGCAGCAGUCGACAAAGAUUAUGUGAAAGAUUUGGAGGAGAAAGUGGUUUCGGCUCAAGAUCAGAUAAACGCUCUGAACUCGCAACUUUCUAGACUAUCAGACGGUUCGAUAGGCGUCCAAGAGGAAGCACAGAUUAGAGUCGAGUUGGAAGUGACCAAAAGAUCGUUACUGAAGUAUCAGAAGAUCUUAGGUCCAGAAUCUCAAGUUUCGGAGGAAGUCGGUGAGCUUGCGAAGAAGUUGGAAGAGAAGGAGAAAGAGAGGAAGUUGCUGGAAUUGAGAUUGUCUGAAGCUGAAGCUGCUACCAAUGCUCUCUACACCGAAGUCGAAGGGUUAUCCAAAUUAUGGGAAAACCUCGACCAAACCGUCCAAAGCAAAGUUUUUGAACUGAAAGAUGGAGAGUUGAAGAUCUCCCGUCUUUCUACUGAGAAAGCGAAAGCAGACAACAAAUUCUUCUCGGCGAUGAGAGCUAAGGAAGCCGUUGAAGCUGAAUGGAAACUCGCUCAAAGGACUGUGGAGAAGCAGUUGAAAUUGUUGGAGCGGGCUGCGGAGGUCGAGCAGAAUCUGAGGGUACAAGUGACUGCCAAUGAAAAAGGAAUGACAUCGCUCAAGAACUCUGCGUUGGAAUUGCAAACUCAAUUAGCAUCUACGACUUCUGAGAAGACUCAGCUAGAAUUGAGGUUACAGCAAUCCCAAGCUGCUUUGGCUGAGGCCCAACAAAUAAUGCAUCAACGAGUUGCUGAAGCUACAUCUGAGAAGGAAGCACGAGCGAAACUUCAAGACGAAGUUGAUACUUCCUCAAAGACGAUCAAGAAGUUGAAAGAGAGACAGGAAGCUAUCUCUGCUGCUGAACGGGACAAGGAUAUGUCUGCUGGAGAAUGGCAGAUGAAAGAGGAGAGGGACAAGUUAUUGAAACUCCUCCGAUGUUCAUGCUGCGAACAGAACUUCAAACAACAAGUCAUUGUCAAGUGUAUGCACACCUUCUGCAAAUCGUGUUUGGAAGCGAGAAUAGCCUCGAGACAACGUAAAUGUCCUGCAUGUGGAUUAGCAUUUGCGAAAGAAGAUAUCCAAACGCUUUACUGGCAGUAA
This is a messenger RNA of Kwoniella botswanensis, 2523 nucleotides long. RefSeq lists its product as uncharacterized. Gene Ontology annotation, cellular component: nucleus; HULC complex. Bases 1 to 2523 code for a protein of 840 amino acids. The record is from RefSeq and is a predicted model, not a curated record. Gene Ontology annotation, molecular function: ubiquitin protein ligase activity; metal ion binding. NCBI's taxonomy places the organism in Eukaryota, Fungi, Basidiomycota, Tremellomycetes, Tremellales, Cryptococcaceae. The transcript is spliced from 11 exons.